Acipenser ruthenus (sterlet) is the source of this 2394-nucleotide messenger RNA. RefSeq names its product basic proline-rich protein-like. Bases 504 to 2258 code for a protein of 584 amino acids. The transcript is spliced from 2 exons. The record is from RefSeq and is a predicted model, not a curated record. Lineage: Eukaryota; Metazoa; Chordata; Actinopteri; Acipenseriformes; Acipenseridae.
CGUGCAGACUCUGGCCGGGGGAUAAUAAGAUAAUUACCAACUAGUUAAAUCCCUCGGCCAGAGUAUAUAAACCAGCAGCACUAUGCACUCGGGGUGUGGAGUGUUCGAGAGUGGAGAACGGGAGAGAGAGAGGAAGAAAACAAUUGCUAAAACGUGCUGGAGUAUCCAGCACGAAACUUACUUGUUUGUUUAUUCGUUCGGCCCUCGUGCCCUUUGGUUUGGUGUUUUGUUAAAUCUUUUGUUUUUGUUCUGUUUAUUAAAUACGCUGAGUGCACCAGCACUCAGCUUCAACCGCCCAUCCACUGUUUUGGUUUGAGUUACUUCCUGGUCCGUGACGUCAUCCACAUCACCACUGCGAGCCAGACUGCCACAUAUGGUGUCCUGCGUGGGACAAACAACGCCUCCAACAGCCGGACCAGGAACAGCAAAGGAAGUUUUUUUCGUGUUCGUUUUUUCAAAUAGUGUUUUUUGUGUUUGAAAAAAAAAAAAAAAAAAAAAAAAAAAUGGAUGAAGUGGACGCCUAUAUGGAGAGGUGGCAUGCGCAUCAGAGGGAGUUGAAGGAAGGAGGGGCUACAUGGUGCCUCGCCUGCCUGGAGUAUGGGCACCUCCCUGAGGUGUGCCCAUAUGAAGACCCCCUCUUUGUGCAGGCCUUUGAUCGAGGUGAGGUGGAGACUGCGGAGGAGUGGAUCCACCUGAAGGCCAUACCAUCGCCGCAGGUGGAUCAGGAAACCUGCCUCACCUGCCUCAAAGGGGAGGAGUGGUGCUUUGCCGUCGGCAAGGUCGGGCACAAAGCACCCGACCAACCCCCUCCAUGGCAGGAGGUGGAACUGCUGGUCCCGAAGAAGGGAAGGAGGGGCGGUGCUAAGAAGGCAAAGAAGCCCGCACGUCCUGCGCCUGAGUGGGAGGAGCCCGAACGUCCUGCGCCUGAGUGGGAGGAGCCCGAACGUCCUGCGCCUGAGUGGGAGGAGCCCGAACGUCCUAAGCCCAAGAGGGGGGAGUCGGUGCAUCCACAGCCCAAAAGGGAGGAGUCGGUGCGUCCACAGCCCAAAAGGGAGGAGUCGGUGUGUCCACGGCCCGAAGAGAGGGAAGUCGGGGCUUCCACAGCCCUAGGACCCAAGCUGCAGUCCCAAGAGCCAGAAGGGGAGGAGUUACAGGCUCAACCCCCUGAAUUUUUCUGGGGGGGAGAAGGGCAGGAUGCUGGUGUUCCCCAGCAGCCUCUAUUUAUGCUGCUGAAGGGAGCACGGCACACACCAGCCCAGCCGCCACAGCAGAGGGAGCCAGCACCGCCACAGCCUCCCUCUGAGUGGCCAGCAUCCGCCCCAUCGCCUCUGCCUCCACCACCACCAGGAGCAGAGCAGCAGGAGCUGCCUCUGUCUCCACCACCACCAGGAGCAGAGCAGCAGGAGCUGCUUCUGUCUCCACCAUCACCAGGAGCAGAGCAGCAAGAGCUGCCUCUGCCUCCGCCGCCUCCACCGUCGUGGGAGGACUGCUUGCCCCUCCCACCUCCACCAGCAGAGGGUGAAUGCCUGCUGGUUCCGCCUCCACCGUCGUGGGAGGACUGCUUGCCCCUCCCACCUCCACCAGCAGAGGGUGAAUGCCUGCUGGUUCUGCCUCAACCGCCGUGGGAGGACUGCUUGCCCCUCCCACCUCCACCAGCAGAGGGUGAAUGCCUGCUGGUUCCGCCUCCACCGUCGUGGGAGGACUGCUUGCCCCUCCCACCUCCACCAGCAGAGGAUGAAUGCCUGCUGGUUCUGCCUCAACCGUCGUGGGAGGACUGCUUGCCCCUCCCACCUCCACCAGCAGAGGGUGAAUGCCUGCUGGUUCUGCCUCAACCGUCGUGGGAGGACUGCUUGCCCCUCCCACCUCCACCAGCAGAGGGUGAAUACCUGCUGGUUCCGCCUCAGCCGCCGUGGGAGGACUGCUUGCCACUCCCAGCUCCACCAGCAGAGGGACACAGGGUACGAGGGAGAAGUGGAGCUCCCGCUGCCGCCUCCAUGGCCAGGGGCUCCCCUCCCGAGUUCGCCUUCCGAGGGUCCGCUGCGGCUGCCGUCGCCUUCCGAGGGUCCGCUGCUGCUGCCGUCGCCUUCCGAGGGUCCGCUGCUGCUGCCGUCGCCUUCCGAGGGUCCGCUGCUGCUGCCGUCGCCUGGGGUCGCCAGGGAUCCUGCUUCGCCUGGGGUCGUCGAGGGUCCGGCUUCACCUGGGGUCGCCAGGGAUCCUGCUUCGCCUGGGGUCGCUACACGAUGGCCGGAGCUCCAUGAAAGGGAGCUGCCAGAAAUGAAGAAAGGGGGGGAGGUCAGGAGACCAGCUCCCCCAGCCGCACUUUCGCGGCUGGAGAUCAUGUGGUCAGAGCCCCACGGAGGGGAACUGCUGGCCGUGAAGAGGAGGGGGGAGGUC